AUGAGUAACAUUAAGAUGCUUUGUGAGCACAGUAAUGACAUGAAGGAAAAGGGAAGUAAAAUACAGACAAGAGUUGGAUUAUUAAUGUUGCUUUGUACCUGGUUAAGCAACUGUCCCAUCGCAGUCACACAUUUUCUUCACAAUUCAGCCAAUGUUCCAUUUCUUACUGGACAAAUUGCAGAAAAUCUUGGAGAAGAGGAGCAGUUGGUUCAAGGGUUAUGUGCCCUUCUGUUGGGUAUUUCAAUUUACUUCAAUGACAACUCACUUGAGAGCUAUAUGAAAGAGAAACUAAAACAAUUAAUAGAGAAGAGGAUUGGUAAAGAGAAUUUCAUAGAGAAACUAGGCUUUAUUAGCAAGCAUGAGUUAUACUCCAGAGCAUCACAGAAACCCCAACCGAACUUCCCCAGUCCAGAAUACAUGAUAUUUGAUCAUGAGUUUACAAAGCUGGUGAAAGAACUUGAAGGUGUUAUUACUAAAGCUAUUUAUAAGUCAAGUGAAGAAGAUAAGAAAGAAGAGGAGGUAAAGAAAACUUUAGAACAGCAUGACAAUAUUGUGACUCACUACAAAAAUAUGAUUCGUGAACAA
Messenger RNA from Urocitellus parryii (Arctic ground squirrel), 585 nucleotides. NCBI's taxonomy places the organism in Eukaryota, Metazoa, Chordata, Mammalia, Rodentia, Sciuridae. The record is from RefSeq and is a predicted model, not a curated record.